Molecule: messenger RNA, 381 nt
Organism: Juglans microcarpa x Juglans regia
Lineage: Eukaryota; Viridiplantae; Streptophyta; Magnoliopsida; Fagales; Juglandaceae
Exons: 1
Coding region: 1-381 (126 amino acids)
Source: RefSeq, a predicted model, not a curated record
AUGCCUACAACUAGCUCGGAUUUUCCUCCAAAAUCCCUCCAAACCAAGCAGAAAGAUUGUAGGUUCUUCUCCAAGAACCAUUCCAGGGAGUUCUCCAGACAAAAAUCUUUCGAAGAUUAUCAAGGAGGGGCAUCUGCUUCUGUUCCCUUCACAUGGGAAUCUCAACCAGGAACUCCAAAGAUCCAGUUCCGCCAAGCUAGUACUACUACUGAUCUCCCUCCUGAUCUUACACCUCCUCCUUCCUACUAUUCCAGUACUGCCACGAAAAGACCCAUUAAAAAGAACUCGAGGCCUAGUAAUCUUUUGCGUAGCAUCUUCCCUUCAAGGAAAUCACGAGAUCUUCCAUUGUCGCCGGCUUCUUCAUCAUGGAUCAGUGAAUGA